UCGAAAAAUCUCGAAUUCCAGAACUGCCCUUCUCCCCACCACUUUCAGGCAAAAGAAUUUCUUUGAUUCUUUCCUUCAUCUGCUGAAAACGAAAAAAAGAAAAGAGUUUCAGUAAUUUCGGGAAAUGGAGCUACCGGUGAUCGAUUUGGCUCCAUAUUUGGAAACCUCGACGAAGUUGAGGUCCGAAUCCGACUGCACGAAUCUGGAUCCGGAAAUGAAAAGCCUCUGCGAAGAAGUCAGUCGGACCCUAAGAGAAACCGGAGCUUUGCUGUUGAAAGACCCGAGAUGCUCUGCAGAAGACAACGAUAAAUUCCUCGAUAUGAUGGAAAAGUAUUUCGAAAAGCCUGAAGAAUUCAAGCGCCUCCAAGAACGGCCUCACCUCCAUUACCAAGUUGGGGUGACUCCAGAAGGAGUUGAAGUACCUCGUAGUCUAGUUGAUGAGGAGAUGCAAGAGAAAUUAAGGGCAAUGCCUAAAGAGUUUCAACCAGCCACUCCCACUGGGCCAGACCCUAAGUGGCGUUACAUGUGGAGGGUUGGGCCCCGGCCACCAAACACAUGCUUUAAGGAGCUAAAUUCGGAGCCUGUCAUACCUGAAGGAUUCCCUGAAUGGAAAGCCACUAUGGAUUCAUGGGGGUAUAAAAUGAUAUCCGCGAUUGAGGCUGUGGCUGAAAUGGCAGCAAUUGGAUUUGGCUUGCAGAAAGAUGCUUUUACUUCUCUCAUGAAGCAGGGACCCCAUCUACUUGCACCAACAGGAAGUGAUCUUCGGCGUCAUGGCCAAGAGGGCACUGUCUUUGCAGGAUACCACUAUGACCUCAACUUCCUUACAAUUCAUGGCAGAAGCAGAUUCCCUGGUCUAAGUAUUUGGCUGAGAAAUGGCCAGAAAAUGGGAGUGAAGGUUCCUGUAGGAUGUCUCCUCAUUCAGACGGGAAAACAGAUAGAGUGGUUGACUGCAGGAGAUUGUAUAGCUGGCAUGCAUGAAGUUGUUGUAAAUAGUAGGACAACUGACGCAAUAAAAGUAGCUAUAAAGCAAAAUCGUAGCCUCUGGAGAGUUUCAUCCACACUAUUUGCACAUAUUGCGUCAGAUGCAGUGUUGAAACCUCUAGGCCACUUUGCUGACUCUCCUCAUGGUGGCAUUUAUCCACCCAUAUGCGCUGGGGAAUUUGUAGAAAAAGAACUUGCGGUAAUCAACCUUAAAGGAAGGAAAGGAGAGCCUUGAGAACUGGUUGGGGGUUGUUGUGUUGGUUUUCCUUGCUGCGUUCCAUUAGCCUUCUGAGAUUGAGGUAAUAAUGGAUGAAUUAACUCUGAACACCUCAAUUGAUUAGGGUUUGGAUCAGGAACUCUGAGACUUGAAUGGUCAUAACUGUUGCUAUUCAAUUGUUUAUUGAUGUUUGUCCAUUUGAGUUAGAGAAUCAAAAGUUCUCCAGUGUUAUUUAAUAAUCCGUCGACAUGAGAUCAGGUCUAUGGCUGCUCUCUUGCUCUGGUUGUUCCUAGGACAAAUAGGCAAACUUUGAGCAUUGCCUCUUGUAUUACUAAUCAGUAUAUUUACUGCUGCACGUGCGUGUCUAAUUCAUGUAAUCGGUGCAAUAUCAACUGCUUAUUAGAACACAA
Coffea eugenioides is the source of this 1608-nucleotide messenger RNA. RefSeq lists its product as uncharacterized. Lineage: Eukaryota; Viridiplantae; Streptophyta; Magnoliopsida; Gentianales; Rubiaceae. Bases 125 to 1216 code for a protein of 363 amino acids. The transcript has 7 exons. The record is from RefSeq and is a predicted model, not a curated record.